This is a messenger RNA of Neurospora tetraspora, 453 nucleotides long. RefSeq lists its product as uncharacterized. The record is from RefSeq and is a predicted model, not a curated record. Bases 1 to 453 code for a protein of 150 amino acids. The transcript is spliced from 3 exons. Lineage: Eukaryota; Fungi; Ascomycota; Sordariomycetes; Sordariales; Sordariaceae.
AUGUGCGUCACUAUACCGGCACAAUGGAACUCUUCGUUCCGAGAAGUCUACCUUAACGUGCUUGCUGAAGCGUUCGACAUCCAUCGCGAGACGCUUCGCCUGCAACAACUCGCUGAAGAUGCUGGUCUCCCACGACCUCAUUUUGAGCGAGACAUCCACGAUCGUGAACAAUCGUCAGCAACCAGGGCCGGAGAUCAUCUUCGGUUGGUCUGUGACCCUUUUCUUGGUCAAGAUUUCAAGUUUGAUGGCUGGAACAAUGCGGUUCCCAGACCUACCUACAAGCGGACAUACGAUCUGCUGGACGAUCUGCCCGUUCCCACCUCAAACGGCAAAUUCGAAUGCCAAAUUGACUUUCGGAACAAGCAUGUCGAAAGCGGUGGAAUGAUGAUUCUCAAACUCAAGAUCAUCCCUGAGAAAGCGAAGGGUCAAGGCGCAAGUCCGCCCACUACCUGA